GGGAACGAGGGAGGGAGGAAGAGCGAGCGAGAGAGGCAGCGUUUGCGAGCAAAGUAAUUGACAAGGCUCGCAGUGGUGAAAUAAACACGCUUUAGACCGGGCUGUGCGCUUACUGCACAGAUAUUACGCUUCGGACUCACAGACGCGAAUUCAAUUACCGUCAACCCGCUUCAUUAAUCCGUGUGAAAUUAUGUCCCGUUCGGCGCAGAUCCAGCCGGCAAGAUGAUGACUCUACCGCGGAGAGGCUUGGAUCGUGUAGCCGACUCGCUGCUACUGGUGUCCCUGGUGCUCGCCUCCGCUCUCGGUAGCGCUCUCUCCAAGGAUACCGCCUUUGUGGAAGUGGUUCUGUUCGAGUCCAGUCCCAAUGGAGACUAUACAACCUACACGACGGGCUUGCAAGGGCGCUUCUCCCGAGCCGGAGCCACUAUCAGCGCGGAGGGGGAGAUCGUUCAAAUGCAUCCUCUGGGACUAUGUAACAACAAUGAUGAAGAGGACCUAUAUGAGUACGGCUGGGUCGGAGUGGUGAAGCUGGAGCAGCCGGAGUUAGACCCCAGCUGCCUGACUGUGCUCGGAAAGGCGAAGCGAGCAGUGCAGAGGGGCGCGACAGCUGUCAUCUUUGACGUGUCUGAGAAUCCGGAUGCCAUUGACCAGCUGAACCAGGUGGCGGAGGACCCUCUGAAGCGGCCGGUGGUCUAUGUGAAGGGAAACGACGCCGUGAAGCUCAUGAACAUUGUCAACAAACAGAAAGUGGCCCGUGCUCGGAUCCAGCACCGCCCGCCCAGGCAGCCUACUGAGUACUUCGAUAUGGGCAUCUUCCUCGCCUUCUUUGUGGUCGUGUCGCUCGUCUGCCUCGUUCUGCUCAUCAAGAUCAAACUGAAGCAGAGGAGGAGCCAGAGCUCCAUGAACAGAAUGGCCAUCCAAGCUCUAGAGAAGAUGGAGACGCGGAAGUUCAAGGCCAAAGGGAAGGUGGUGCGGGAGAACAGCUGUGGGACCUCGGACUCUCUGAGCAGCAGCUCCACUUCGGACUGUGCCAUCUGCCUGGAGAAAUACAUCGACGGAGAGGAGUUGCGGGUCAUUCCAUGUGCACACAGGUUUCAUAAGAAGUGUGUGGACCCCUGGCUGCUGCAGCAUCACACCUGCCCCCACUGUAGACACAACAUAAUAGAGCAAAAGAAAGGGGGGCUGGGCCCAGGUUGCUUGGACCCAAGUAACCCAAUGCAUGGGAGGCAGCAGAGGGUUGUGUUACCUGUCCAUUAUCCUGGUCGUGUUCACCGGGCUGGAGGAGUCACCGCCUACCCCACCAGGACCAGCAUGGACCCGCACGGGAACCCCAUCACAGUGCUCACAGUGGACCAGCACCCAGACCCUCAGGGCAUGUAUCCACCCCAGUCCAGCUCUACCUUUCUGCGGAGCUACCACCCCGCCCUGCACCUGGAGCACUCUCUGGGGGCACACCACUGUGGGCUGGAGCACCGUGGGCCCCCUCCAUAUGGAGCUCAGCCUCAUCACGCUGCUUUUAAAAGGCCCAAGUUCCAUGGACGCAACUUCUCCCGUGCAGCGUGCUUCUCCCAGUACGAGACUAUGUACCAACACUACUACUUCCAGGGUCUGACCUUCCCCCAGCAGGAUGGAGUCCCGGGACCAGGAGCAGGGGCCAUGUCUGGGGGAGGGGCCCAUAAGGGACACCAUAGCCGGGCCUUUCAGCAGGGCCUGCUCUACCCCACAGUCGUCCAUAUGGGACCCACCACAUCAUCCCGGAUAGCAGAGAGCGGCAGUACAUCCGGGUUGAGCUGUUACCAUGGUCACCGCUCCAUGUGUAGCGGGUAUCUGGCGGACUGUCCCGGGAGUGACAGCAGCAGCAGCAGCUCGGGACAGUGCCACUGCUCCUCCAGUGACUCCAUGUUGGACUGCACCGAGGUCAGUAAUCAGGGCGUGUACGGCAGCUGCUCCACCUUCCGCAGCUCUCUGAGCAGUGACUACGACCCCUUUGUGUACCGCAGCAAGAGCCCGUGCAGGGGGGCUGCUGAGGCAGGGGCCUGCACCAGCGCUCCUACAGAUGAACCCUCAGCCUCUCCGGCUCCCCACCAGCUCCCACCUGGGGGGGACCACACCUCCAGCUGCAGUCUGGAGCCCAGGGACAACACUAGCACUACCUCAGCCUCUGCUCCGGAGCACGAGCGGGGCAAGGUCCAGGACGAGUUAGGAGAGCAUGGGGUGGCGGCCUGCAGCUGCUGCUUCGACGUGCUGCCUCCUAAUGUGGAGUGUAAGGGGGCGGAGUCUGAGCGCGGAGGGGCUCUGGCCUCUGGACGCUGCCAUAGAGCAGGAGCAGACUUUCAGAGCUCCAAGAACUACUACACUGAGCACAUGUGCCCCUCAGCAGAGCAGGGCUUUGAGGGCCUGCCCUGCUGCUUCUACAAAGAAAUGAAGGUUCACAGGGCGGCUACAGGACACUUCUCAGAGGACUACUCUGUCAAUGUGCAGUACGCACACGCAGACUCGGACACAUGCUCUGCACAAGGCUGCUGUGAACUUAACCAGAGAAUACCCAUAAUUCCAGAAGACACAGACUGUGAACUGGGCUCUGUGUCAGAAACUCAAAGCAGUUUGCUGCCACCUAGUGUCAAAAUGGAGGCAGAGGUUUGGACAGGAGAACAGCUUGAGCCCAGAGAGGGUCUGUACACAACAGGACAGAGGAGUCGGGGACAGGCGUACACUCAGGAGGACGAGACACAUGCUCUGUUCCAUCCUCCUCUCUCUGCUAAGCCCAGUACGUCGGGUAACAGUACUGCAGUCAGUGAGGGUGUAGUGAAGAUAUGAACUCUACUGUGUCUUCACCAGUGUCAAUCAUUUAAACCUGGAGUUGCCUUGUUGCUCUCUGAGCUCUGAAUGUUAUCAUCUUAGAUGUGUGAAUUUCUACUGAAAUGGCCUGUCAUUUCUACAUAUAGUGUGUCAAGUUCAUUCCUGUGGCCACCUCACAGCACCAAACUAAAUUUGAACUGCAGUCAUGAACAGAUGUUAAAUAGUCAUGAAUUCUUAUUUUCUAGAAGGUCUAUUAAAGCAAUAUUUAUUAAAAUAAAAAGUAAUUUGUCAUGAAAACAUCUGCAUAAACAAAUAUAUUUUACAUUGCCAUGAAGCAUAAACCACAUUUCACAUAGUUUAUAUGGACAUAGCUAUACCAAAUCAGACAUUUUUUAUUUACUUUUUAAAAGCGCAGGGAAAAGGGUCUACAUUUUGUGACCCACACAGUUUGUAAUGAGAAGCUACAUUGUCUAGGAGAAAGCAUAGUAAUGUGAAUGCAAGGCUGACACUGUUCUGUUAAGUAUCAUAUAGCUAAAGGCAUUACAUGCAUGUCCAGCUGUGGCCUGUAAGAGAUGUGCCAGAAUAACCUUAAGCCUUAAGAUGGUGCUCCAUUUGUAGCCCCAUGUACACACACUGUCCCCUCUGCAGAGCAGUGACUGUUAAUGACACUGCUCCUUCUUCAGAGCAAGGACCGUGUGUGCAGAUGGUGUAGCACCCUUUAAUGCUGCGGCCACUUACAGAUGUCCUCCAUGAGAUGUGUUCUAUCUAUGGUAUUUAAAAUGUAGUUUGUGUCAAGGCCAAAGGAGAAGACUCACGAUUCAUAAUGGUUCCUAAUUUACUGUGACUUUGUAUUGAUGCAGUUCAUACACACUACAAUGUAUCCGUUUCACUAAGUCAAUGCUGUGUCAUUCAUGUCUUUGUUUGUCCUACAGACUGUUUUAUACUGUUUCUAUGAAAUACACAUUCUCUACACAGAGGAGAACCUUCUCAAAUAACAAUAUUUAAGUUAACCCAGUGCUGUAAUCAUGUGAGAAUGAGAAUCUAAUCUUGCCUUUUGGAUAGAGAUAUAUACCUACUGCAAAUAGAACAUUUUGGGGUACUUGAGUCACUAUUUAAUUUUUGUUAUUGUUUCUAGCACUUAAAAAGAUUAAAGUGUACAAAAUUAAUAUUUUUAAUUUUCUAAGAAUAUAAUUAUUUUCUGUCAU
Molecule: messenger RNA, 4004 nt
Organism: Boleophthalmus pectinirostris (great blue-spotted mudskipper)
Lineage: Eukaryota; Metazoa; Chordata; Actinopteri; Gobiiformes; Gobiidae
Gene: znrf3
Product: zinc and ring finger 3
Exons: 8
Coding region: 223-2817 (864 amino acids)
Biological process (GO): Wnt receptor catabolic process; negative regulation of canonical Wnt signaling pathway; ubiquitin-dependent protein catabolic process
Molecular function (GO): frizzled binding; ubiquitin protein ligase activity
Source: RefSeq, a predicted model, not a curated record